This is a messenger RNA of Ziziphus jujuba (common jujube), 3654 nucleotides long. Its product is annotated as probable leucine-rich repeat receptor-like protein kinase At1g35710. The transcript has 2 exons. Gene Ontology annotation, biological process: protein phosphorylation. NCBI's taxonomy places the organism in Eukaryota, Viridiplantae, Streptophyta, Magnoliopsida, Rosales, Rhamnaceae. Gene Ontology annotation, molecular function: protein binding; protein kinase activity; ATP binding. Bases 48 to 3449 code for a protein of 1133 amino acids. The record is from RefSeq and is a predicted model, not a curated record.
GCCAAGGCAUUUAAGCGUUGCCUUAAAGUUAAAAAAUUAUCAAGUCCAUGGCACCCUGGAUUCCACACCUCGUUGUACGGUCACUUGAUCAGUUUUUGUUGUUGAUCAUCAUUCUACUGUUUCUUCUUUGUUCUUCUAGUACUUGUUUUGCAAUAAGUGGAGAGGCUGAGGCCCUUGUGAAAUGGAAGGACAGCUUUGAUAUGAAUCCAACUACACAUUCUCUUCUCCGCUCUUGGAAUCUCAAUUCUACUGAUUCAACUUCCCAUCAUCUCUAUAAUAAUACCCCCUGUACUUGGGUUGGGAUCACUUGUAACGACUUUGGAAGUAUCAUCAACAUUACUCUCGAAAGCAGUAAUCUGAAAGGUACGCUUCACAACUUCAACUUCUCAUCCUUUCCCAGCUUACUCACUCUUGACUUUUAUAACAACUCCCUCUAUGGAAGUAUCCCAUCUCACAUUGGCAACCUUUCUUCACUCACCUACCUUGCCCUCGAUUCCAAUAAUCUCUCCGGAAACAUCCCAUCCCAGCUAUGCCUUUUAACAAAUUUACGUUUCCUUUGGUUGGAAAGUAAUUAUUUGCAUGGCUUUAUACCAACUCAAAUAGGCAUGUUGGUGUCUGUUGAGUUAUUUUCUGCUCAUAGUAACAGUCUCUCAGGUUCAAUUCCUGUGUCCGUUAAAAACUUGAGCAAGUUAACUGAUUUGGAACUUAGUGGAAACAAAAUAGUUGGGUCCAUCCCCAGUGAGAUUGGACAGCUCAAAUCACUCACUACCCUUUAUUUGUAUGAUAACCAACUCACUGGCUCAAUUCCUGUGUCCAUUGGAAACCUGAGAAAGUUAACUGAUUUGGAACUUGGUGGAAACAAAAUAGUUGGGUCCAUCCCCAGUGAGAUUGGACAGCUCAAAUCCCUCACUACCCUUUAUUUGUAUGAUAACCAACUCACUGGCUCAAUUCCUGUGUCCAUUGGGAACCUGAGCAAGUUAACUGAUUUGGAACUUGGUGGAAACAAAAUAGUUGGGUCCAUCCCCAGUGAGAUUGGACAGCUCAAAUCCCUCACUACCCUUUAUUUGUAUGAUAACCAACUCACUGGCUCAAUUCCUGUGUCCAUUGGAAACCUGAGCAAGUUAACUGAUUUGGAACUUGGUGGAAACAAAAUAGUUGGGUCCAUCCCCAGUGAGAUUGGACAGCUCAAAUCACUCACUACUCUUUAUUUGUAUGAUAGCCAACUCACUGGCUCAAUUCCUGUGUCCAUUGGAAACCUGAGCAAGUUAACUGAUUUGGGACUUACUGGAAACAAAUUAGUUGGGUCCAUCCCCAGUGAGAUUGGACAGCUCAAAUCACUCACUACCCUUUAUUUGUAUUAUAACCAACUCACUGGCUCAAUUCCUGUGUCCAUUGGAAACCUGAGCAAGUUAACUGAUUUGGAACUUACUGGAAACAAAAUAGUUGGGUCCAUUCCAAAUAAUAUUUGUCUUGGUGGGAAGCUUACAUGGUUUAUAGCAAGUUAUAACAACUUUAGAGGUUCCAUUCAAAAAAGCAUAAGAAACUGCAGCUCUUUAGUCCGCCUUUCAGUUGAAGGGAAUCAACUAACAGGAAAUAUAUAUGAAGAAUUCGGAAUAUACCCAAACCUGGAUUAUAUGGACUUGAGCACCAAUAAGUUUUUUGGAGAACUUUCCGAAAACUGGGGACAGUGUCCAAAACUCACAAUGUUGAACAUAUCUAAUAAUAAAAUUUCUGGUAGGCUAUCUCCUGAACUUGGGAAGGCUACUCAAUUGCAGAAACUUGACCUCUCUUCCAACCUUCUUGUAGGUAAAAUUCCUAAGGAAUUGGGACAGUUGAAAUUGUUGUACAUUCUCAAGCUCAACAAUAAUUCCCUUUCUAGCAAUGUUCCUGCAGAAAUUGGAAUGAUAUCGAACCUUGAAGCACUUGACCUUGCAGCCAACCAGUUGAGUGAACCAAUUCCUAUGCAUUUGAAACACUGUUCAAAACUACUCCAUUUAAACUUGAGGAAUAACAAAUUCAGUGGAAUUAUUCCCUUCCAAAUUGGGAAUCUGCACUCCCUCGAAAAUCUUGAUCUAAGUAACAAUUUGCUUUCAGGAGAGUUGCCUUUCGAGCUUGGUCAUUUGGAUAAGCUAGAAACAUUUAACCUCUCACACAACAAUCUGUCGGGCUCAAUACCAUCAACGUUUAAAGAAUUGAUAAGCUUGACAUCUGUUGAUAUAUCCUACAAUCAGUUAGAAGGUCCUCUGCCCAACAACAAAGCCUUCCUAGAGGCCCCCCUUGAAGCGUUGGAAGAUAAUAAAGGUUUGUGUGGCAACAACACUAUUAUAAAGAUUUGCCCCAUGCCUAAAGAGAAUAGAAGUAAUUCGAUAAUAUUUGUUGUCACAGUGUCUAUAACUUGUGCUCUUAUUCUGUCAUUUAUCAUUGUUGGAGCAUUGUUUAUUUGCAAAAAGAGAGAGAGGCAUAUGGAUGAGCCAAGACAAACACAAAUGACUUUAACUUUCUUUGAAGCAUGGAGCCAUAAUGGGAAAAAGGUUCAUGAAGAAAUAGUUCAAGCAACAGAGAACUUCAGCUCCAAAUAUUGCAUUGGAGUUGGAGGAUAUGGAAGUGUCUAUAAAACAGUGCUUUCAACGGGUCAAGUUGUUGCCGUGAAAAAAUUGCAUGAGAAUGAAGGAGCAGCUAUUGUGGAAGCUUUUGAAAGUGAGACUAGUGUCUUGACAAGAGCACGCCACAGAAAUAUCAUUAAGCUUUAUGGAUAUUGUUCACAUGCAAGACAAUCAUAUUUGGUGUAUGAGUUCAUGGAAGGAGGGAGCUUAGCGAAGAUAUUAAGCAAUGAAGUUAGGGCAGUAGAGUUCGAGUGGACCAAGAGAAUAAAUGUGGUGAAAGGUUUAGCCAAUGCCAUAUUAUACAUGCAUUAUGAAUGUAGUCCUGCUAUAAUUCAUAGAGACAUAUCAACUAAGAAUGUUCUGUUGGAUGAUGAAUACGAAGCUCACAUUUCUGACUUUGGUGCUGCUACAACUUUGGAUCCUGAGUCAUUGAAUUGGACUCCAUUUGUAGGAACCUUUGGCUACUCAGCCCCAGAGCUUGCUUAUACAAUGGAAGUAAAUGAGAAGAUCGACGUGUAUAGCUUCGGAGUUGUAACAUUAGAAGUGAUCAUGGGAAAGCAUCCGGGAGACCUCAUAUCAUCUUUGUUCUUAGCACCACUACUGGCUGUUGAUGCUCUGAUUAAGGAUGUACUGGAUCAACGUCUCUCACCUCCAAGGGGGCGAAUAGCACACCAAGUGAUCUCCAUUGCAGAGAUAGCAUUUGCGUGCCUGCAACAAAGUCCACAGUUCCGUCCAACUAUGAAGCAAGUAUCUAGAAAGCUGUCAACUCCAUUAGAAUCAUUAUCAGAGCCAUUUUAUAUGAUUACAAUAAAGCAGCUGUUUGAUUCCCCAACAUGGACAUCCUAAACUGCUGGGAUUUCUCCUUGUUUGAUAUUGUCAAAGUUUGUUCAUUUUCUUUCUGUUCAUUUUCUUUCUCGUAUUAGUCUUAGGAUUGUUUUUCUUUUCUUGUGUAAUAAGAUAGCCCGAGCUUGGAUACACCAGGACUUUGUUACGUCUUGUACUUAAUGAGGAAACUGAUUUUGUUGUCUCUAAUGGAUGAAACUGAAACAUG